GACCAUAGAUAUUAGCACAUAGAGUACAGACAAACAAUGUCUAAAGGUAUCUAUCAACUGGGAGGGAUAUCUCAACACUCAGCUCCUGUAGUAGGAGAAUCAGUGUUCCUUUGGGGAGGGGGUAAGCCUGACUUACCUGUUGUUCAUGAUUCCCCACAAAAGAGGAAAUUGUUGUCCACCAUUGAUAGACUGGAGUUUAGGAUUGGUCAUUGGUCCUCUCACGUGACCAGAGGAACGUCACCUCCUCUAGGAGCUGUAGGAUACUUCUGUACUACCAGAAACAAUGACAUCUUCUUUUUUGGCGGUUGGUGUGGACAUGAUAUCUGCUAUUAUAAUGAAGUCAACUCAUUUAACAGUCUGACAUAUGAAUGGAGUAAUAUAAUACCAACCAGUGAUGCUGUAAUGAAGAGAGGGUAUGGUGGUAUGGUGUGUAUGGAGUCUAUAGGUACAGAAUACCUAUUUAUGAUAGGAGGGAUUGGUUCUACACCCACUACAUACCAAUCACAGUAUCAGUAUAUUCAGUUGGUUACUGGUCAUAUUCGUACUAACGAACAGAAUUUAUUAGAUUUAUCAACAAGACAAUGGAUUAUUCCAGCUAUUAGUGGUCAGUGUUGUUCUCCUAUUAAUUCCUUUGCUAUUCAAAAGAUUACUGAUAAUAAAGCUGUUAUGUUUGGUGGAGCAGUGCCUAGUGAUGAUGGUAGAAGCUUACUUGUUAAUACAGUCUAUACAUGUCAACUGGAGUCUGAUACUACAAUA
Molecule: messenger RNA, 756 nt
Organism: Amphimedon queenslandica
Lineage: Eukaryota; Metazoa; Porifera; Demospongiae; Haplosclerida; Niphatidae
Exons: 3
Molecular function (GO): protein binding
Source: RefSeq, a predicted model, not a curated record